Molecule: messenger RNA, 2500 nt
Organism: Oxyura jamaicensis (ruddy duck)
Lineage: Eukaryota; Metazoa; Chordata; Aves; Anseriformes; Anatidae
Gene: CUPIN1
Product: dynactin associated protein
Exons: 10
Coding region: 600-1985 (461 amino acids)
Biological process (GO): activation of protein kinase B activity
Cellular component (GO): Golgi apparatus; plasma membrane
Source: RefSeq, a predicted model, not a curated record
AAUUUUAUGGCCAUUAAAGAAUAUUUUGAAGAGGGGUUUGAUCCUUUAUAUAUCAACAGAAAAAGUAACUUUUAGGAUAUAUACACUGGGCACUUCUUGCAGUUAUAGCUGGAAUUUUGUUUUCUUCUAAGUCAAAGUGAAUUUACCACUCAGGAACAAUAAAUGAAUAUGUAAAUCAAGUACCAAACAAAAAUAAUUGCCAUUUCCAAGUUGUCAGUGGUGGUUGUUUCCUGGAGGCUAGAUCAGGGAAAAGGCAUUUUAUUGAACUAUAAUCGUAGUUUUGAUAGUGGCAGGGUGGGGAAGGCGCGCAGAGAGCCCGAGUCCAGGACUUGGAGGAAAUAAUAAAUUAGCAGGAGCUGUUAGAAGCAAUGUCACCGUUUCUCAGCGAGUUACAAGAAGUGUUUGCUGAAGAUGUCCAGAAGUGUCCGUGAUCGUAUGUAUUUGCAUACACAGGAAAUCUUUUCUGCAGAAGGCACUUCCUGAAUUACAGUGUGUAUAUAUAUGAGUAAAACCGAGCUGGGACAGCAAAGGCUUUGAUGAGGACAAGUGUUGUGCUCUCAGACCUUGCCAAGAUCCCAGUGGUGAUUAAUCUACACUAAAUGGAUAACCAGGCUUUCGAAAUGCACGGGGAGAGAAUAGAAAGCUCCUCAAAAGGAAAAGAAUGGCCCAGGAAAGAGGAGAGAAGAGGCAACUGGUCGCUGAUGAAAAUCUUUCUAGUUUGUCUGCUGGCCUGUGUUAUCACCACUGCGAUAGGAGUGCUGGUCCUGUCCGUGGUCUACACAAGCACCACCGGCAUCAUAAAAGAGAUCAGCGUUAAAGAUGAUGAGGCAACCUCCCCAAAACCAAAUGAAAAGAGCGUGGAUGUCAAAUUCCAGUUCCUGAAUCAUCUGACGAAAUCAAAGGUAUAUAAUUUCCCCGGUGGUGAAAUUCAGUGGGCAAGAUUCAGGAAUGAUGUAAAUGAGUAUGAAAACGAUGAAGAAAUGGAAUUUGGAAAAAGUAUCAAUAACCACCGCUCUUCAAUGACUUUUGGAACCUUGCGGAUCAAAGGCAAAGGGCUUCGGGUUCCCCACUGGCACUUCAAUGCCAAUGAACACGGCUACCUGCAGCAGGGUACUGCCUGGAUUGGAGUCAUUGGUGCAGACGACAGCAAGGUUACCACAUACAAUGUCACAGCUGGCCAAGUGAUCUUCUUCCCCAGAAACACCGUGCACUGGAUAAAGAACGUAGGCACAGAAGACUGCGUGUUCUUACUGUUUUUCACGACACACGAAGAACUUCAGACCUUGGAUGUAGAUGAUGCAUUUUUCUCUACCCCAGAGGAUAUAGCAGCAAGAGCAUUAAAGCCACAAGGUGGAGUUAACUUCAUCAGAACGUUCAAGAAACAAGUGGAAGAUCAAGCAGUUAACCUCCCUCCAAACCUGGACCAGCUGGUAAAAAGUGCCGACUAUGUGCAGUCUCCGGACCACCUGGUGUGGCAGUACUUCUAUAACCUCAAAGGGUCCAGAGAAUAUCAUUUUCCGGGAGGAAUCUUCCAGUGGGCUCGCUACCGCAGAAACAGCACCGGGCUGAAUGAAACAGAGAAAAUUUUCAGUGAGUCACUGAACAAGCAUGAAAAUACCCUUACCUUAGCAACUCUCAGGAUAUUCAACAAUCAGCUGGGACAGCCUCAUUUCCACUUCAAUGCUAAUGAGAUGGGUUAUGUCAUUAGCGGCUGCGGACAGGCUGGAGUUAUCACCUCCUCUGGAGCCACCAGCAGUUUCAACAUUGGCAUCGGAGAUGUUAUAUUUUUCCCCGUUGGAACCCAACAUUACCUUAAGAGCAUAUGUGAUGAAGAUUUGCUUCUGAUUCUAGCCUACAGCACAGGCGACCAGCUGGAAACUCUUCGUAUGAACGACUACUUCCAUGCCACAGCAGACCAUAUCCUGGCUCAGCUUUUUUUCAAGGAACAGGAUGAGUUUAAGAAGUUCCCAAAGUCUAAAAAAUAGACUGCCAACAAGUGGUCUCAGCGGUUAAUGGCUCCAAGGAUACUUUGGACAAUGGCUGUGUUUCUGGCAGUACCUUCUGAUGCCUUUCUCACUGUUUAUCCAGAAGAGAUGUUCAGAAAACAGAAUUUGUGGUUACUAAUUUUAUUUUUUUUCCUGUUUGUAUUUUUUUUAUCAUGUAUUAUUUAUAGUGCAAUGUAUUUUGAGUGUCUAUUAAAUUAACUUCUACCUCUGCAAUUGCCUCCUGUUCUGUAUAUAACCCAUUAUCCCGCUUUAUCUCUUUCCUCACAUUACCAAAGUUUGCAUUGAUUUUCUGUCACGCUGACAGCACUUUAUCUACCGGCAUCUGCACAAAGCACAUGUACCCAGCUCUGUCUGCCCUGACACCAGGCACUGCUGUAAGCCCUGCCUCUAGACGUGGCUGCAGGAACGAGCUCAUCAUGCGUUCACCUCGUAUUCGCUGUCACUGCAGCCCCCUCUGUUGAGCUCUGUGUUAGCAUUUACAACAACUAGUUUAU